CGCAUUGUCCAACUUGUCAUAUCGAAGUGUGGACAAAAAAAAAAAUGAACUCGAAAAUGCAGCGAAAGGUUCUUGCAGUUCAGUCCAAGAAAAAGCGCUGUAAAGUAGCAAAAGCUCGCAUGAGGCCGGAGGACCCCAAGCCUAAAGGCAAGAGCGGUAGCGUGUCUAGCUACAACGAGGAUGAUUAUGAAGUUGAUGAGAACUCAGACGAUGAAGAGCAAGAAGAUCCGAAUGAUUACUGUAAAGGGGGCUAUCAUCCAGUCCAGCUGGGAGAUCUAUUCAACAAUCGCUAUAGUGUCAUCCGCAAGCUAGGGUGGGGACACUUCUCAACUGUAUGGCUAGCAUGGGAUGUGAGUGAGAACAAAUAUGUUGCCCUAAAGAUAGUAAAGAGUGCGUCCCACUAUACAGAAACAGCUAUUGAUGAGAUGAAGCUGCUGAGAACUGUUCACACUGCUGAUCCAAAACAUCAUGGGCACAAGCAUGUGGUUCAACUUACUGAUGAUUUCAAGAUUGUGGGGAUAAAUGGGUCUCACAUAUGCAUGGUAUUUGAAGUAUUAGGACAUAAUUUGUUAAAAUUGAUCAUCAAGUCUAACUACAAAGGGAUUCCCAUCAAGCUGGUCAAAAGUAUUGUUACUCAGACCUUGAAAGGCUUGGACUAUCUGCACACCAAGUGUAAAAUCAUACACACUGACAUCAAACCAGAGAACAUCCUGUUGUGCAUCAGUCAGCAUGAGAUACAGCAGCUCGCGGAUGAAGCAUCAAAGGCAAAAAUAACUGGCACCUUUACCCCAGCAUUAGUGAGCACGGCUCCAGCAUCAGUCAUUCAGCAAUGUAGCUCAAUGAAAUUAUCCAAAAAUAAAAAGAAGAAAAUGAAAAAGAAGCUGAAAAAGCAGAUUGAAAAGCAAAAGCUUCAACAAGAUGAGAUUGAACAGGGCUUGUUACAGGAUUCAGAUGAUAAAGAUAAAGAGACUUUGGGUGAUAACUGUAUUGAAUCAAAUGAUAUGGAGGAAAGUGCCAAAGAUUCUAGUGAGGAAAUAUCUGAAGAGCUCAGCAGCAGAUUAUUACAGGAACAGUGUGUUGUGUCAGAUGAGGAAACAAGAAAAUGUAACAAGAUCACUCCCCAAGAUGGAGAGGAGCCAGAGGGUGCAAUCGACCCUUUGGUGAAUGGGGAACUGGAUGACACCGGGAGCAGUAUGAUGGAGGAGGAGCCACCGUCUGAUGAGAAAGAAUUGUGCACUCCUGAAGUCGGUAUGGCAGGGGAAGUUGCGAUAAACAUGGAGGAAGACAAUACAGAUGACCAGGAGUCAGAGUCUGAACUCAGGGUCAAGAUAGCCGAUCUGGGGAAUGCAUGUUGGACGCAUCACCACUUCACAGAAGAGAUUCAGACCCGACAGUAUCGCUGUCUGGAGGUGUUAAUAGGUGCUAAGUAUGGUCCACCGUCUGAUAUCUGGAGCACGGCGUGUAUGGCAUUUGAGCUAUGCACUGGAGACUUUCUGUUUGAACCUCACUCUGGAGAGGAUUAUUCACGCGAUGAAGAUCACUUAGCCCAUAUAAUUGAACUGCUGGGAAGAAUACCCAAGCACAUCGCCCUUUCUGGGAAAUACUCCAAGGAUUAUUUUAACAAGAAAGGUGAAUUGAAACAUAUCACAAAGCUGAGACCAUGGGGCUUGUCGGAAGUCCUGAUGGAGAAGUACGAGUGGUCUCGACAGAGUGCUGACGAGUUCGUCUCAUUCCUCGCGCCCAUGUUGGACUAUAACCAGGAGAACAGGGCGACGGCCGCCGAGUGCCUCAAACACCCCUGGCUCAGAGACUGACGUCAUACGUGGUCAUAGCAACGGGAUUGUUGCUCCCGCCUUGUAUCACCGUGGCUUUACUUACAGUUCAAGAAUGGCCUCUGGCGUGAUUUCUUAUCUUAGGCGCCGGGGUGUUAAGCGAAGUAUGUGACAUCGCAUUACGUAACGUGAAAUUACGUGGCGUGGUCACGUCGAUAUUACGUGACAUGAAUACAAGUGACUUGUGUAAGAUACCAUGUGACAUCACUUGACCUUGACGUCACAGGUCUUAUUUUGAGACAUUAAAACCACAUUAGAGAUGACCAAAAGACACGAUGUACAACCCAGGGAAAAGGUGGACGCCAUGGCAUCUCGGUAACCACCAGCAUUGACCUCUAUGAGAAACGUUUUUAGCCAUAAUGGUUGCAUCCAUUCGGCCUAUUUUCAUUGAAAAAAGAACAGCACUUGGCGUACGAAAAUUAACUUGUUUGCACAUCAAGACUCGAGUAUGAGUUGCCAUAUUACCUGUAAACGUUAUUGGUUCCUUGGCAACCGAUGCGGCCAUUUGCCACGAAUACCUGUCUCACGAAUUCAGGAAUUGAUUUCCAUAUUGGUACCAUGACCACAUUUUAUGUGGUAAAUACUAUUCCUGAAAUGUCCUCAGAAUAGCUCUAUUUAUAGUCCGCGUUUUCAAUCAGUCUGUGAUAAAAGACAUGCUAGUUACAAUAAUUAUCGUGUACACUAUAGAUAGGUUACCUUCUUCCUUAGCAUUAUACUCAACGGUUUUGUAUAACUCCAGGAAAAUAAUAAGUCAAACACUCUUUCUGACCGUGGGCAGGUGUAGAUGACGUCUGUGUCGUUAUAGCGGUCGGUUAACUAAUGUUUGGCGUCACGUUAACUAUGCAUCACAUGCCAGCGUGUGACGUGUUACAGCCUAUAGAAACAACCGAUAAAUAAAAGAAGAAAAUUCGUGUUGCUAA
Nematostella vectensis (starlet sea anemone) is the source of this 2752-nucleotide messenger RNA. RefSeq names its product SRSF protein kinase 1. Gene Ontology annotation, molecular function: protein kinase activity; ATP binding. Bases 45 to 1814 code for a protein of 589 amino acids. The record is from RefSeq and is a predicted model, not a curated record. Gene Ontology annotation, biological process: regulation of mRNA processing; spliceosomal complex assembly; protein phosphorylation. Lineage: Eukaryota; Metazoa; Cnidaria; Anthozoa; Actiniaria; Edwardsiidae. The transcript is spliced from 17 exons.